Hordeum vulgare subsp. vulgare (domesticated barley) is the source of this 1563-nucleotide messenger RNA. Its product is annotated as vegetative cell wall protein gp1-like. Lineage: Eukaryota; Viridiplantae; Streptophyta; Magnoliopsida; Poales; Poaceae. The annotation marks the transcript as partial. The record is from RefSeq and is a predicted model, not a curated record. The transcript has 5 exons.
CUUCCUCCGUUUCCAGAUUCGAUCGCUGAUCCCUACGCCCUCAGCCGCCAGAUCCCGCGAGCUCCCACCCCCACCCCCUCGCGCCUGCCAGGAUGGGCAAGCUCCUCUGCGACUCCUCCUCCGGCGGCGCCGCCGUCGCCGUUGCCGAGGCUCUCCUGCCCUCCCCCGCCCCGCCCUCGCCGCCGUAGCUCCUCACUUGGGCGGCCCCGGACCCCGCCCCGGCCGGCUGGUCCGCCGUCUGGGCGCUCGACGACCAGCAGCGCCGCCGCCUGCUCCGGAUCUGGGCGCUCGACGACCAGCAGCGGCUGGUCCGAGCGCCUGGCGCUCCACUGCUGCGGCCCCAUCCCGUCGCUGCCGGUGGCCCGCAUCGCCGACCUCCGCGACAACCACCACGACCGCCAUGACGAGCGGCUCGCUCUGAACAGGCUCGAGGAUGCGAGGGACUUCGCCAAGCGCGCGCUCCGUGGGGUGGAUGGAGCCCUCAAGCUCCUGGGCUCCGUCCAGUACAUGCUUCACGACCUCGGCGCCGGCGCGGCCGGGGGUAGGCAGGCGAUGGAAGAGCAGCUCCAGGCCGCCGCCCGCAAGCUCCAGCUCGUGGCGGUCAGCACGUGCAACACGCGCUCGCUGGCCCGCAUGGCCACCGAGCCUCCCAUCGGCAACCGCGUCCAGUGAGAGGCAUCAUGCGUGAGGAGCAAGGUUACCUGCAGCUUCCCUUUCGUCAGAGCUACCUCUUCCGUCAUAGAAGACACCGUCGCCGCUCCCCGUCUCAUCGCCAUAGCUGAACCUGAAUGUGAAUGAGCAACCACAAGUCUACGUGUUAGUUCAUAGUGCAGACACAUUGCAGAUACUACUUUUAUAAUCCACUAACAUGUUCUAACUAUAUUGACAUUAAUUCCAAGAAUGUACUUACUCUGCAAUUCUUUAAUUGUAUCUGCCUGAUUGAUUGUGCGUAGAGUGAUUCACAUUGGAUGACUAUUGUUUCCUGAUUUGUGCAAAUAGUUCAGAUACAACAGUAAUAAAAGAUUGUCUAAUAAUCUGCAUUAUACUGUUUCCUACCCAGACCAUUAUGUAGUUCUUCGUGGACUUUGGAGAGGUGGUCUUGCACGAUGCUGAUGGUAGCUUGAAAACCUUCUUCCGCUCUUGCACGAUGCUCAUGGAACGCAGGACUACAACCAGCAGCGGCCGUCUGAGGAGCUGGUCGCCAAGGAUUUGUGUCUGAACAUUGGGGGCAUCACUUUAUGAGCAGCCACAAGUCUACCUAUCAGUUCAUAGUGCAGACACAUUCCAGAUACUACUUUGCAGAUGAUGGCCUUCAUUCAUGUUUCGUCGCGAGCACUAUGACGAAGGAGUCAGAAGAAAGCAAGGCAUGCAUGAUCUAGGCAUGCAUGCACACUCUCGCAUCUCAGGACAUUCUUUUAAUGCUGAAUUUUCUUGGAAUUUGGAUGUAGUGCUGAUUUUGCUGAGAAUUUGAUGUAUAUUUGCAUGCAAAGAAAAUUCAAAUGCUGGGAGUUAUGUACAUAUUCUUAUAAUACUCUCCUAAUUGGAAAAUACGUUGGCAUUGAA